This is a messenger RNA of Oldenlandia corymbosa var. corymbosa, 498 nucleotides long. The record is from the annotation of a GenBank genome assembly. Lineage: Eukaryota; Viridiplantae; Streptophyta; Magnoliopsida; Gentianales; Rubiaceae.
AUGCUUCCCGUUAUUCAGCUCUCCAAUUCUUCCCACACAUUCCCGUUCACAACCAAGAAAACUUUCAGGUCAAAACUCGGCCGGAAUCGGCCCACAGGGUUACCGGAAAGAAGCAGAAGCCGCGAUUUCCACAGCCUAUUUAUACUUGCUGCUGUCAAGAAAGAUUCUGAGUUUGAGGUUGAUCCAGUUCAGGCCCGGGAAGCUUUAAGAAAGCUAGAUGAACAGCUUCAAUCUAUUGCCACAAAACCAGAGAGCACCCCCAAAAUUAAAGCUUCAGAUAUCAACCUCGGACGCUUAGUCGAACAAGAAGCAGAAUCAGAGAAACAACUUUCAGGGUCGUUUCUCGCAACUUUAGCCACUGCUCUUGUGCUUUUUACCAUUUUCUACAACAUACUGUUUAUUACAGUUAUAAAGCCAUCCAUAGAUGGCCCUUCUACUUAUGAAAACAUCAACUUUGAUGAUGUAGAACUUCUUCAAAACACAGCUCCCACACAAUAG